Molecule: messenger RNA, 610 nt
Organism: Paraphaeosphaeria sporulosa
Lineage: Eukaryota; Fungi; Ascomycota; Dothideomycetes; Pleosporales; Didymosphaeriaceae
Exons: 1
Coding region: 138-530 (130 amino acids)
Source: RefSeq, a predicted model, not a curated record
UCCCCUCUUGGCUUUCACUGGCCCAUUGAUUUUCGCCCCCAUCGCGCGCUCUGAUUGGCUAUGUGAAACACCUUAAUGCCCCUAGGAAGAAUAGCAUCGAGGCUAGGAAGCGAAUACGAGAGGCUGUUGCACAACAUAUGACUGUCUCUGCUCGCUCUUGGAUAAUUUCAUUCUCCAUGAUAGCGAUGCGGGCGCUGGCGGCUGUAUUAUUAACCUUUUCCACGAUUAGUCAAGCGUCGUUGUCGGAACAUGGAACUCCUACAGCAACGGCUGAGUGUUGGACUCCUAGGAAACCCUAUGCCGGAUCGGUUGCGUUCCCACAGGUCCCUCUGAUCUCUCUAUCAUCGGGAUCACUAGGAGGAACACUCUUCGAGAGACAAAACAGUGAGACUGUGUGGAAGGGCAGGAUUUUUUCCGUAUUGACCUUUCAUUCAGGUGCACAAUGCUCCUCAACAACGGGUGCGGAAUACAGCUGCCCUGGAAACGCUACAUGCGUGAGUGUUAUGUUCAAUGUGUGGGAAUGCGGCUGACUGAAUAAGUGUUCGAGCCUUGAUACACCUGGGUGCUGCUACGAAGGUCAACAGGUACGCUGGAACUAUUUGAGCUGGUG